Messenger RNA from Strongyloides ratti, 1419 nucleotides. RefSeq lists its product as hypothetical. Bases 1 to 1419 code for a protein of 472 amino acids. The transcript has 5 exons. The record is from RefSeq and is a predicted model, not a curated record. Lineage: Eukaryota; Metazoa; Nematoda; Chromadorea; Rhabditida; Strongyloididae.
AUGACAGUUUCUUAUACUGAACCACUUCCCGAUGACACUACUCCUAUGUCAACCGAAUUGACAACUGAAGAAACAACAACUACGACAACAGAAACUCCUACAACUACAACUAUAACAACAGAAGCUCCUACAACUACAACUACAACAACAGAAGCUCCUACAACCACGACAGCAGAAACUCCUACAACUACGACAACAGAAGUCCCUACAACUGCAAUAACAGUUGCUCCUACAACCACAACAACAGAUGCUCCUACAACCACAACAACAGGAACUCCUAUAACUACAACAACAGGAACUCCUAUAACUACAACGACAGAAGCUCCAACAACUGCAACAACAGAAGCACUUAUGACCACAACAACAGAAACCCCUACAACUACAACAAAAGAAACUUCUACAAUCACGGCAAAAGAAACUCCUACAACCAUGAUAACAGAACUCCCCAUAAUUACAACAACAGAAGAUAUUAUACCUAUCACAACAGAAGCUCCUAAAACUACAACAAUGGAUGUCAUUACAUCCACUACAAUAGUUACAACAAUGGCUCAAACAACUACUAUGAAAUCAACAACAGAAGAACCAACUAUUGCUGUGGAAGACACAACAUUGGCACCAACUACUACUUUAGAAACUCUAGUAACAUUACCACCAUUUAUAGAAACCACAACAGAUGCUAGUGAAACAACAGAAACUACUGAAGAAGAAAACAAUACAACACCUGAUGAAGAUUAUUUAACUGAUCCUAUAACUACAACAACUAAAAUACUUAAAACAACAACAUUAGAAGAUAUUCUAAGUACAACAAUGGAAUCAACUUCUACUACAUCUCCAACAAUUAUAUCAUCAACAAAUUUAGUAACAGCAACAACAAGCUUACCACCAACUAUUACAACAACAAACUUACCACCAACUAUUGCAACAACAAACUUACCACCAAUUAUUACCACAACAAACUUACCACCGAUUAUUACAACAACAAACUUACCACCGAUUAUUACAACACCAAACUUACCACCUACAACUGUAGCUCCACCCAUAAGUACCAGUACACAAGGGCCCCCAAUGCCAUCUGAAACUACUAAAAAAAUAAAUAUCAUAACAUUAGUUCCACCAAUAAAUAAAGAAGAUGAAUUUAUGAUAUAUCCUGCUGGAAAUCAAGGGUCAUGUGAACCUGGUUUCACAAUGUUGUCAAAUAAAGCAAUUUUGUCAUCAAUGCAAAAUCCAAAAUUUGGUGGAUACUUUGAAUUCCAGUCAUCUUGUGCUGAGAUAUGCAGAAAAGAUUACGGUUUCAAUAGAUGUGUUGGUUAUGGUUAUGAUGUUAAAAACAGAGGAUAUUGUGAUAUUUAUUCUGGAAAAAUAUCUACUCCAUCUGAAAGUCCAGAUGAAAAAGCCACAAUCUGUAGGAGAAAUGAAUAA